AGGAAGUAGGCCGACGUAUGUUGUGGUGAUUCGUCCUUUUCUGCAACCACAGUGAAUUUAUCAGUAAUUUUCGAGUUUGUAAUCUCGAAACCGGGAUCUUUUCGACGAUGGACAGUCAAGAAUUGUGUCGAAUGGCAUUCUCUCCCCAGUCUUCACCUGUUUAUGGUGGUAAAACAAUAGUGGUAGCAUUUGCUGAUGAAAAUUCACUGCCAAAAGAAAAAGAGAUAUUUUUAGUGUUUGAAGGCUCUGCAAGUCGUCAUAUAACCUCAGUUAACAGACUUAAUGCAUUUACUCUGCAGGCAGUUAUUCCUGGUCAUGACCGAAGUGAAGUCGUACAGUUAUCUGUCUGUCUGUUCCAUGACAAUCAGCAUAUAGUUGUAGCACAGGGCAAGUUUGAAUUCAUGGAGGACCCAGUACAAAUCUUUGCUGCUUGGCUCCUUGAUAGUGUACAUGAUGCCAAUGCCUUGGAUAAGGAUGAGACGAUAAUUCAGAAUUCUGGAUUUGAUUUUUGUGCAGAAGAUAAGUCAAUAUUAGAUGUACAGCUUGCUAGUGCCUUUGAAAACUUAACUAUACCACAUUCCUGGAGUAUUGUGGGAGACACUUCCAGAUUGGAACAAGAGCCACCUCCACGAGAAACACUGCUACAUUUUGCAGCCAGACAAGGCUUCUCUCAGUUUGCAAUGCUUUUACUGAAUAAACCGGGAAGUGAUGUAUCGCUGCGGUUACCAAAUAAACAUGGUGAAUUCCCAAGAGAUAUUGCUCGUGAGAGGGGAUUGGAUUCAUUGGUGGACACAAUGCACGAAUACACUGGAGACAGUUCACCCGAGUGCGAGAAUAGAUCAAGAUCAUACCGUAAACACUGUAUUGGAACUGCAACUGUCACUAACAAAGUUAUGGUGGAAAGUAAUACUGAAAUUGGUAAGUGAAAUCAUACAUUUUUC
Saccoglossus kowalevskii is the source of this 941-nucleotide messenger RNA. Its product is annotated as rho guanine nucleotide exchange factor 28-like. Gene Ontology annotation, biological process: regulation of Rho protein signal transduction. Lineage: Eukaryota; Metazoa; Hemichordata; Enteropneusta; Harrimaniidae. Gene Ontology annotation, molecular function: guanyl-nucleotide exchange factor activity. The record is from RefSeq and is a predicted model, not a curated record.